AUGAGGAGAAUGUUGAAAGAGAGCAAACACAGAGGACAGGAGUUCGAGGUGAGUAUCCGAUGUCCGGACAUUCCGUCUGGCGCAACUGAGGAUCCGAGUGGUGGGGAGAAAGCUGGUUCAGACCCAAAGGUUCACAGGCAUCUCAAUAUCGAGGACCACACGAUCAAGCAGGUUGGUCGGCUGACUGCCGGAACCAAUGAGACGUCGGAGAAGGAAAUGAUUAAUCAAGACAGUUCGAGCAGAGAAGUCCUCCCAGAGCAUGUUGGGCAGCGUGGCAAGAUUGAAUGGUACGAAGUCAAAGCUAAUACACAUUGUUGGGGCCAUGAUAAAAUGGUGAGGUGGGAUUCCAGGGUUUUGGGGAGGUCGGAAAUGGAAGUUUAUUUCGCCGCAUGGGUCCAUUCACUUUCCAAGGUUAACUGGGCGGAGGUACACCAAUCAGAGACAGUCUAUCACGUGAUAUUUUGUUCCCCGCAGAGAGGCCUGGGCAUACAAUCCCAAGACUCCUAUUCACCUAAUUCAAAUAUUCGCAAGGUAGAUCGGGUCGCAGAUUGGGAAUGCGCUCAGUCGAUUUCCACCUCCCAGACAUGUGACUUCAGCAACAUCCACAGCUCUACCAUACAAGCCUUCCCUGACCAACUAAUGGAUAUCACAAGCGAAGUGGCCACCCAAACCGGCAUGCCGCCUCAAAACGCAACAAAAAUCCGAAUCUUACACCGGAUAUAUCUCGCCAACUAUUUAAUAAAUUAUAACACUGUGCAAGAUUCUGAUUUUCUUGAGAUGGCCGACUUACUUGUGGAAUACGACCUUAAGGACGAUUUCGCAGCAAGAUUAGCAUCCCCGGAUAGUAAUAAGCACUGGUUUCACAUUUAUUUCUCCAUCCUCUGUGGUUCCACUCCCCGACUUGUCUUACGGAAUUGUAGAGCCACGGUAGAAUGCGAACUUGGAGCAAUCCAUAUGGAAGACUGCUUGAAUUUAGUCGAUCUGCCCUGCUACAGAUAUCGCAAGAAUUCAAAGAGCCCAAGGUCAACCAAAGGGCAGAGAAAUCAGCUGCAAUACCCCUUCUCGUAA
This is a messenger RNA of Lindgomyces ingoldianus, 1068 nucleotides long. RefSeq lists its product as uncharacterized. Lineage: Eukaryota; Fungi; Ascomycota; Dothideomycetes; Pleosporales; Lindgomycetaceae. The record is from RefSeq and is a predicted model, not a curated record. Bases 1 to 1068 code for a protein of 355 amino acids. The transcript is spliced from 7 exons.